Molecule: messenger RNA, 1921 nt
Organism: Nicotiana tabacum (common tobacco)
Lineage: Eukaryota; Viridiplantae; Streptophyta; Magnoliopsida; Solanales; Solanaceae
Product: protein ASPARTIC PROTEASE IN GUARD CELL 2-like
Biological process (GO): proteolysis
Molecular function (GO): aspartic-type endopeptidase activity
Source: RefSeq, a predicted model, not a curated record
UAAUCCCCUUCCCAAACUAGCCCCACUUUUAAAUUACCUUUUCCUGUACAGUUUCUCAGAAGCCAAAGUACAUAAAUCCCCCCUUUCCCAAGAAUCCUUUUUCCUCACAAACACACCUCCCAAACUUCGAAGAGCAGAGAAAGAAACCUUAGAAACUAUAAACCCAAACAAGAAUGUUUGUUCCCGUACAAACACGAGUCGCAAUUCUGCUCCUUGCAGUGUUCAUUUUCUCCAUUACCAACACUACAACCGCAACUGAAACAAAAACCUCAGCUGGCCAUGCAAUCCCAUUUCCCAGCCACGAACACUUUAAUGUCAAACAAACCAUUAAAGAAUCUACAAGAAUCCACCCACCACCAUCUAAAACACAGGGUGUGGCAAAAGAAGAAGAAGAAGAAGAGGAGUUUCCCUGGAAACUCAAGCUUCUUCACAGAGACAAACUGCCUUUUUCCCACUUCACUGAUCAUCCUCACCGUCUCGAAGCUCGCAUGAAAAGAGACGUCAAAAGGGUGGAUACACUCAUUCACAAAAUAACAGGAGGCAAAGCUGCUGCCACCAAUAAUAAUCAUAAUAAUAAUAAUAAUAAUAAUAAUAAUAAUAAUAAUAAUAAUAAUAAUAAUAAUAAUAAUAAUAAUAACAAUAAUAAAGUUUAUGAGGUGGAGGAAUUCGGGAGUGAGGUGAUUUCGGGCAUGGAGCAAGGAAGUGGAGAAUACUUCGUGAGGAUUGGUGUGGGCAGUCCUGUUAGAGAGCAAUACAUGGUCAUUGAUGCUGGCAGUGAUAUUGUGUGGGUCCAGUGCCAGCCUUGUACCCAGUGCUACCACCAGUCCGACCCGGUAUUUGACCCGUCUCUUUCCGCUUCUUUUUCUGGGGUACCAUGUACCUCAUCCCUCUGUGAACAGGUCGAGAACUCGGGCUGCCACGCAGGUCGCUGCAAAUAUGAAGUCAUGUAUGGCGACGGAUCGUACACGAAGGGGACCAUGGCCCUUGAGACGCUCACUUUUGGUCGCACCGUGGUUCGGGACGUAGCAAUUGGUUGCGGUCACCAUAACGGUGGAAUGUUUAUUGGGGCUGCUGGUUUGUUAGGUCUUGGAGGUGGGUCCAUGUCACUCCUGGGACAACUCGGUGGACAAACGGGCGGUGCAUUUAGUUACUGUUUGGUUAGUCGGGGCACCGGAUCAACCGGAUCACUUGAAUUCGGGCGUGAAAUACUACCCAUGGGUGCAGCGUGGGUACCAUUGAUCCGAAACCCACGGGCCCCUAGUUUCUAUUAUAUUGGCUUGUCGGGUCUUGGAGUUGGAGGAGCACGUGUAGCAAUAUCUGAAGAUAUUUUCAGGUUGACUGAGGUAGGAGAUGGUGGAGUGGUGAUGGACACAGGGACAGCCGUGACAAGGCUUCCGACAGCGGUCUACGAGGCGUUCCGUAAUGCAUUCAUUGCCCAAACUGCUAGCCUUCCACGGGCACCUGCCAUGUCAAUAUUCGACACAUGCUACGAUCUAAACGGGUUUGUGACGGUUCGGGUACCAACCGUUUCGUUUUUCCUCAUGGGUGGUCCAAUUCUAACCCUCCCAGCUAGGAACUUCCUGAUUCCAGUGGACGAAAGGGGCACAUUCUGCUUUGCGUUCGCUCCAUCUCCUACUAGACUUUCCAUUAUUGGGAAUAUCCAGCAAGAAGGCAUCCAAAUUUCUAUUGAUGGGGCAAAUGGUUUCGUGGGAUUUGGCCCCAACAUAUGCUAGGCUGAUAAGACUAUAUAGUAUAUGUAAAGUGAAGUUUUGCUAGUAAAGUAAAUUUCCUUAAAACAAUAUCAUUGAACUAGUAAAGUAUAUAAACCAUAUAUUACAGUAGUAAUUAUGUGCUAAAUUAUGUGGCUAAUCUCCUAUGAUUAUAAUCCCAAAGGUAAUAUAAUUUUCAACUAGUUUAGAUA